ACAGGUGUGGCCUCAACAGCAGUCGAAAACUCAGAUCAGAGAAUAUUAUUUAAGAAUGUAAUUGUUGUUAAAUAUAAGACAAACAUGCGAUCUGUAGCGCUUCUGCUAAUCGGGAUUCAUAUGGUCUUUGCUGAUUCUUUCAAUACAAGAUGUGUAAAAGUGGGCGGAAAUGUGGGAGAAAAGUUGACUCUUACCUGCAGAGUCUCUUAUCAGAGGAAUAGAUGCUGCAUUAGGAUGUACAAGAUUAUACAAACAGCGAGCGAUUAUGACCAAACAAUCUGCAGAGAAGAGUUCAGAAGCGAUUCUUGUGUGCAGGUGGCCAACUUCUCAUGUUCUUACACUGCAAAAUCAGCAAUGACAACAAAAUUUCUGUUGUUUUUGCAAGAGACAUGUGGACACGGAACUACAGUAUUCAAUAUGAUAGCAAAAGGAAAUACCUCUGAUGUUUUGACUGAAGAAAGACAUGAGAAGAAGAGGGUGAUUAACUCAUUUAAGGCAGAAGCCCUUGUUGGAUGUGCGCUGACUCUCACUAUCAUUGUUGCUAUAAUCUGGCUCAUUGAGUGGAUAAAGUCUAGACAGGUUAAAAGCCGUGAUGUAACAGGCUAUGUGACAGGCAGUACCACGUAUACUGACUCAGUGCCAGAUGAAAAAAUACUAAUAUAUACGUCAUCUCAGUCUUUAAACUUCCUGGAAAAUUUUUGAUAUGUUUUGUGUGUUGACUGCAUGAUCUGUGAGCUGCAGAUAUGUGACCCAGUCUCAAAAGCUUGGAUAGCUAUCCGAUCAGAGAAAACACAUGAAGUGACCAGGUGUAAAAAGCCCCAAUUUGUUUACAAUCAUGAUAGGAUUAAGAGUACAUUAUGCCGUUCCGGGCUGUAAAAAAAGCAUCUCUGCGUAGACUUCCAGAUACAGCAGUUCUAGUAACGACGUCUAGAAUCCCGUAACUAUUACGUAAAUACCGUUUUCAACUGGUCAUGACAGUUAAACAUUUCAACUGUGUACAUUUUAAAUUGUAUAACUUGGUGUGAGUUUUACUUGCACAAGAUGGAAGCAAAAUAAGUAUUUAAAGAUGCUUAUAUUGGUUUCAUUUCUUUUAUAUGUGUAAAUUGCUUGGCCUUGCAUGUAAAGCUCUUGAACUGCACUGAUUUGUUUGGGAAGAUGCUGUAUAAAUAACUUUUGAUCGACUUAAAGAUGCAUUGUGUUCACAUACUGGUGGAUAUUAUAUAUUUUUAUACCGGCUUUGUAAUAAAAAAGAAAAGGUAAACAUACUAUACUGUAUAUUCAAAAUUCUUUUUUUCUUUGGCCAGUUUUUGCCACUACACCAUUGGCUCCGACAUAUUCAAAAUUCUAAGGUACUUUAUUAUUGUCCACUUGUGAGAUCUGUAAAUUUUGUAAAUUUUAUAGUUAUAAACAAACCUUUAGCUUUCCAUCAUUGUUUAUUUUUUCCAUUCA
Molecule: messenger RNA, 1449 nt
Organism: Paramisgurnus dabryanus
Lineage: Eukaryota; Metazoa; Chordata; Actinopteri; Cypriniformes; Cobitidae
Source: RefSeq, a predicted model, not a curated record